GUGGUUUGUCAGUUGUCCGCAACUCACAAAUCACCAUCACACGUUGUCUUAUGUGGCUGAACCCCCGUUUGACAUCACGGGCAUAAAAUUGUGACAGAUUCAGAUGCAACUCAACUCACCAACCCCUACUCAUCCUUGUAUCUAAUCCAAUCACUUCCAAUCGGAGUUGAGAAAAUGUCGUCGUCGUAUUUUCUCCCUCUCCUUCAACCGUCUCCGACGUUACACCGCCGAUCGCACCUAUCUUCUUUCCAAAUCAAACUAAAACCAACUUGCCGUUCGAUGAAUAACUAUAAUUCUUCUGACGCUACACUUGUGUUUGCUCCUACUUACGGUAACUCCAGUCGUCGAUGCGUUAAGGUCAGAUCAAAUUUCAGUUUCCCGCUAAUCUCUCCGUCAGAUCACUGGGGUAACUGGACUGCUCUUUUUUCCAUUGGCGCGAUUGGUAGCUGGUCAGAGAAGACAACGAUUGGGAAUAUGUUAAGUGGAGCGUUGAUGAGCACAUUGAUUGGACUAGUUGCUAGUAAUUUGGGGCUUAUUUCUAGUGAAGCCCAUGCUUAUCCGAUUGUGUUGGAGUAUCUGUUGCCAUUAGCUGUUCCCUUGUUGUUGUUUAGGGCGGAUAUGUUUCGAGUUUUUCGCUCAACUGGGAAGCUGCUUUUGGCUUUCUUGAUUGGAUCAGUGGCAACUACGGUUGGAACGGUUGUGGCUUAUUGGAUGGUUCCAAUGCGGCAACUUGGUGGAGAAGGCUGGAAAAUAGCUGCUGCUUUAAUGGGUAGACAUAUUGGUGGAGCUGUGAAUUAUGUUGCCAUUGCUGAAGCCCUACAAGUUUCUCCUUCAGUUUUAGCUGCCGGUCUAGCUGCUGAUAACGUUAUCUGUGCAGUAUAUUUUGCGACAUUGUUCGCACUAGCUGCUAAAAUCCCUCCCGAGAGUUCACCAGUAACUACCGAUGCUGAAGAGGAAGUGAAAUCAGAAUAUGGGAACAGACUUCCGUUGCUGCCAUCUGCAACGGCCCUAGCCGUAUCUUUCGCCAUCUGUAAACUUGGCAGUUUUGUGACAAAAUAUUUUGCAAUUCAAGGUGGAAGCCUUCCAGCUGUUACGGCUAUUGUUGUUGUGUUAGCAACUGUAUUUCCAAAGCAGUUUACUCACCUUGCACCUGCGGGUGAGGUCAUGGCCUUGAUUCUAAUGCAGGUAUUUUUCACUGUUAUUGGUGCAAGUGGGAACUUAUGGAAUGUGAUAAACACAGCACCUAGUAUAUUCUUAUUUGCUCUGGUCCAGCUGGCAGUUCAUCUAGCAGUUAUUUUGGGUUUAGGAAAGGUGUUUAGAUUUGAGCUGAAUCUGUUGUUGUUGGCAUCAAAUGCAAAUGUUGGAGGGCCUACAACAGCUUGUGGAAUGGCUACAGCCAAAGGAUGGAGUUCGUUGGUCGUUCCUGCAAUUCUUGCUGGAAUUUUUGGUAUUGCAAUUGCUACUUUUCUAGGUGUCGCGUUUGGAGCUAAAGUCCUUCAGUACAUGUAAACUAUUUCGAGGUUUGUAGUUUGUACAGUUAAAUGUAAGUUUUCUGUUUCAGAUCGUGUCCUGGAUAACUUUCUGUAGUGUGUCGUCUUACUUUCAAUUAAAGUAUUUCAAGUGUAUAAAAUCAGUAUUCGAAAGUCUUGCAAAAAA
Helianthus annuus (common sunflower) is the source of this 1656-nucleotide messenger RNA. RefSeq lists its product as uncharacterized. The transcript is spliced from 6 exons. The record is from RefSeq and is a predicted model, not a curated record. Bases 175 to 1509 code for a protein of 444 amino acids. Lineage: Eukaryota; Viridiplantae; Streptophyta; Magnoliopsida; Asterales; Asteraceae.